AUGGGAGACAACCAAUUCCAAAUGGGAAGAUCAAUUGGUGGCGGAUCCAAUGGAAUUGAUGCAACCGCACACCGCCCACGAGGUCUUCCCGCCGUUUCAUCAAAUGGCACUCACCCACUGCUCGCCCCUCACUCGCGGGGGUCCAUGUUCCCCGCUCUGUCUCCUUCCACUCCUCUUCAUCAAACGAUCCCCACCACUUCCGCAAAUCACCAGCAACUCAUCAAUGGUGAUCAACGGAAAGAAGCAAUUCUCCAAGAAAGAGCCGAUGCCGUCAAUAAAGCCCUUGCGGAUCUAGAUUUUCCCUUCGAAGAUCUCCACAGUGUCGCUCCAUUCGUGCCCCAAGAAGAGCUGCAACCAAUCUCCGAAUCAGUGGCCAAAGAUUUCCAAACGCUUUUCCCCGAUUUGCCCGAUUGGACACCAACCGAACCAGUCGCCUCAGCUGGAAGAAUGGCAAAAGUUGAUGAAGAUGGAGUGGAUGAGGAUGCGAAUCAAAAUGCAAUCUCUUUGUCCACUUUGAAACUU
Mesorhabditis belari is the source of this 522-nucleotide messenger RNA. NCBI's taxonomy places the organism in Eukaryota, Metazoa, Nematoda, Chromadorea, Rhabditida, Rhabditidae. The record is from the annotation of a GenBank genome assembly.